Messenger RNA from Coniophora puteana RWD-64-598 SS2, 384 nucleotides. RefSeq lists its product as uncharacterized. Bases 1 to 384 code for a protein of 127 amino acids. The transcript is spliced from 2 exons. The record is from RefSeq and is a predicted model, not a curated record. NCBI's taxonomy places the organism in Eukaryota, Fungi, Basidiomycota, Agaricomycetes, Boletales, Coniophoraceae.
AUGGGUGCAUACAAGGCUCCUCCACCUGCGCUGCCUGCGCCUCAAGAACAUCUCCAGGACGUUCCAGGUCCUCACAACUGUGCCCCAACGCCUCCUCCACCGCCUUCACGUUCUCCUUUGCCUCCUCAUUGUGCUCACUCUGUCCCUGCCCCUCAAGUCCCUACAUGUUGUUCUGCCAGGGAUAGGACUGUGACCACCCAGUGGUGGAAGCUGGACAAGCCUCGCUUGUAUCCUGCUGAGCCUGCACCUGCUGGGCCUGCUGAACCACUUGUCCCUGUUGAUGAGAAGGUGGACAUGGUCCCAGACAGUGAGGACAAGGAUGAGGAUGCUGAAGAUGUGGACACUGCACUAGCGCUCCUGGGCUCAUACUCCUUGCUGAGGUGA